UUUCAUUGUGUGCAGCAUUUAAAAAGUGCAUUGAGUGCAGGGCACUGAAGUUGAUUCACCUGUAGAUCACUUGUUGGAAUUUUAUUUUGAGUUUUCAAGCCAUCAACCAAAUAGCACGAUGAAAAGGAAAUUGUUAUACAAAGCUGAAUAUACAAAAAGUAAAAAUUCUAUAUGCAAAGGGUGCAAAAUUGGAAUAAAAAAAGAUGUGUUACGUCUGGUGUAUUUACAAAAGUCACGUAAAUUUGACGGCCGUGAACGAAAAUGUUAUCAUCCAUGCUGCUUCUUCAAAAAAUAUCGCCCUCGAUCACAAUUUAAUAUUGAUGGAUUUGCAAAACUGCGUCACAAUGAUCAAGAAGUGUUGGUAAAACUUAUAGAUUGCGCAAAAAAAAGUAUCAAAAAGCGUGUGAAAAAUUCCAAUGUAUCUGCUGUGUCCAGCGAACACAGUGAUAAUGGAGACCAUGAACCGCCAUCCAAAAAAAUUAAGCCCAAUUCGCAGGACAACAAGCUAGACACAGUGAUCCGAAAUCAAAAUGAGGAAUUUCAUGAUCUUCGUGAAAAAAUAAAAGAGAAUGUCGACAAAGACAGCCGAAAAAGUAUUUUAAGAUACAAUGCACAGUCAGUACCCCGGGACAAUGCACAACUUUUGGAUCACGUUACGGAUGUUCUUUUUUUCGGUGCAAUCGUUCCUUGCAAAGUUAAGGAAUGUAAAAAUGGAAAUUUUGAAUUCGAUGGAAAUACCACUUAUCGUUGCACUGGACAAUUAUCGGGAUUUGGCGAUUGUAAUAACGAAAUCAAAGAGCCAGAAAGGCGUCCCGUAAAAAUCCCUCCUGAAAUAUCAGAAGCAUACCCAUUUUUACAUAAAGAAUUCAAAGCGGAAAGCCGCGCGAUUAAGGAUAACCCAAAAUCUUCAAAGGCUAAACAAGCAUUGACUCCGAAGCGAGCUUCACUGACGACUACCCGAAAGCCGAAGUUCAGAGAAAUGGUGGUGAAAGAUGGAGCUAUCGUCGAUCCAGGCUCUCGCUUGCAAAAUAUUGCUCACGUUUACAUCACAGAUGAAAAACCCUAUUCAGUAGCGCUGGACAAAGUUGAAUUGAGCGUCCAUAAAGAUCAGAAUUCUUAUUAUAAACUUCAAUUGUUGGAGUCAGAUGCAGAUCCGAAAAAAUACUGGAUUUAUCGAGCAUGGGGCCGGAUAAACGAGAAUAUUGGAGACGAUAAAUGUGAUGAAUACAGUACAUUGGAUGAAGCUAUCACCUGUUUCUGUAAAUUAUAUCGAAAGAAAACUUGGAAUAAUUUCGGUACUAAAUAUUUCGAAAAGCGGGCUGGAAUGUAUUAUCAACCAAGUUCGAGCAAACCGAACGAAAAAGUGUAUAAAAUAGUAGAAAGUACCACGUUGGAUAGUUCAGUUCAAGAUCUAUUAAAACUGUUGAUUAACGAAGAUAUGAUGAGUGCUGUGAUGGUGAAAUUUUGCCUCGAUAUGAACAAAAUGCCACUGGGUAAAGUGAAACGCGUACAAAUUGUAAAUGCCUUUAAAAUAUUACACGAAAUUGAACGAAAAAUAAUGAAUAACGAAUCGCAUGCGUCAUUAGUAGAAGCAUCAAACCGCUUCUACUCAAUAAUACCACAUAAAGCGUGCAGUAAAGAUGCAUUGGUUACCAGAGACGAUCUUGCGAACAAAGCAGAAAUGCUCCAAGAUCUCCAAGGAAUUCAAUUGUCAUAUGAAUUUCUAUACAAAACUGGAGAAAGUGGUAAAAAUAUUUUAGACGAUUUUUAUUUUAAACUAAAUGCCAUCAUUGAGCCGCUCGAUAUCAAUUCUGAACAAUUCAAAAUUAUAAAAGGUUCGGUUGAUAACACCAAUUUGGACUAUGAUUUUGAAGUUGAAGAAAUUUUCAAGGUUCAACGUAAAGGGGAGAAUAAAUGUAACAUUUUCAACGGACUAACAAACCGGAAACUGCUUUGGCAUGGUACUAAAAUCACGAAUGUCAAUUUAAUUCUUGCACAUAGUCUAAAAAUAGCACCUCCCGAAGCUAUUGUUAUCGGUUGUAUGUUUGGCAAAGGACUUUAUUUUUCAGAUGUAGUGGGCAAUUCUGCAAAGUACUGCUAUGCUAGCCAGAGUAAUAAUACUGGCAUAGUUUUACUGUGUGAAGUUGCACUCGGUGAUUCAAUGAAGUGUUUUGAUCCCGAAAAUAUCGACGAACUUCCGUAUGGUAAAAAUUCGGUUCACGGUGUGGGAAAGUAUUCCCUACAAUCCAGUGAAUUGAUCGAUGGUGCAAUCUUUGCGUGUGGUGAGAUAAAAAAGGAUGAUACCAUUCAGUCUUGUGUCGAUUACAAUGAAUUCGUGGUAUACAACAAUCAACAGGUAAAAAUCAAAUACCUCGUCAAACUUAGAUUCAGUGAUUCAGUGGGACGUUUCAAAUAAAGUGACUAAAAAAACACGAACUCAACAAAACUGAUCGUCAAAAAAAAAAUUAUUCAAAAGAAAUAUUUGUGAGUUUUCAUUUUUUUAAAUCAUAAAAAAGUCAAAUGGAGAAUGAAAAUACGUUUUUUAAUACGAAUAAAUGUUUCUGUAAUAUCAA
Molecule: messenger RNA, 2573 nt
Organism: Sitodiplosis mosellana (orange wheat blossom midge)
Lineage: Eukaryota; Metazoa; Arthropoda; Insecta; Diptera; Cecidomyiidae
Product: poly [ADP-ribose] polymerase 1-like
Exons: 6
Coding region: 119-2416 (765 amino acids)
Molecular function (GO): DNA binding; zinc ion binding; NAD+ poly-ADP-ribosyltransferase activity
Source: RefSeq, a predicted model, not a curated record